AUGAUCUCUGAAAGUGAAGAACGAAGAAGAGUUUUCAAGUUUUAUAAAAGCAUCACCGAUUGUCCUGCCAAGUUAGAUGAAGUCGAUAGAUCAUUAGAUGAGCUUGUGUCUAAAACAACGCUCCAAAAUUCAAGCAGUGAGUUUCUCAAGCGUUCCUUUGCUGUCCAAUAUAACUAUGAGGAAGAAUUCUACAUAUUUCGGUCAGCUAUUUCUGAUGCUGCUGUCAAUUCGUUUUACGAAGAUAUCUUAUUUGAUUGGCCUAUCAACACUGAGGCGAGAAGCAAUAUUCUUGAAGAAGUGACUCCGAAACUUUGGGCAAUGAGUUUCCAAGAGAUGUCGCCUAACACUAGAGGUCUUCUUGAUCGGCUUAGGUGGAUAACUCUUGGCUAUCAUUAUGAUUGGGAUAACAGAAUGUAUCCAUCUGGCUGUGAACAACCUUUUCCUACUAAAUGUGGUGAAUUCUUUCUCUCAGUAGCCACGAAAAUGCUUGACAUUAUUGGAGACAAUAAGAGCCUCUUAACGGGAAGAGAUUAUUUUUUAAACUUUGUUCCUGAAGCGUCUAUUGUGAAUUGCUAUAGAAAAAAGACCAAUAUGGGAUUUCACGUGGAUGAUUGCGAGUUAGCCAAGAAAGCCCCUCUAAUAUCGAUUAGUCUUGGUCGUCCUGCAAUUUUCCUUCUUGAAGCUUCAAAUUACUUUCCUGGAAACUUGCCACAUGGCCAUUCUGAAUUUGGAAAUAAAACGAUAAUCCCGAUUAUUCUAAGGCACGGUGACAUAAUUGUAACUGGGGGACAUAGUCGUCUAGCAUAUCAUGCCGUUCCCCGUUUGUUAUUAUGGGAGCAACCGUCGAAUGAUCUCCCAAUAAGUUUCCUCCCUAAUCUCGUCGAAAGAUUCAGAAAUCGAUUUGGAUUGGAGUGCAAUCGAAAAAUACUUGAGGAUUAUGUCUGCUCUACUCGUUUAAAUGUAAAUGUAAGACAAGUUGUGUGA
This is a messenger RNA of Rodentolepis nana, 984 nucleotides long. The record is from the annotation of a GenBank genome assembly. NCBI's taxonomy places the organism in Eukaryota, Metazoa, Platyhelminthes, Cestoda, Cyclophyllidea, Hymenolepididae.